Drosophila serrata is the source of this 522-nucleotide messenger RNA. RefSeq names its product Cuticle-tanning hormone bursicon (gene Burs). The record is from RefSeq and is a predicted model, not a curated record. Gene Ontology annotation, biological process: animal organ morphogenesis. NCBI's taxonomy places the organism in Eukaryota, Metazoa, Arthropoda, Insecta, Diptera, Drosophilidae. Gene Ontology annotation, molecular function: receptor ligand activity; BMP binding.
AUGCUGCGCCACCUGUUACGCCAAGAGAACAACAAGCUCUUCGUUUUGGUCCUGCUCUACUGCGUCCUGGUCAGCCUCCUAAAGCUCUGCACCGCUCAGGCGGAUAACGCAGUGGCAGCCACUGAAAAUGAUAUCACGCAUUUGGGUGACGACUGCCAGGUGACGCCCGUCAUCCAUGUACUCCAGUAUCCCGGAUGUGUGCCCAAGCCGAUACCCUCAUUCGCAUGUGUGGGUCGCUGUGCCAGUUAUAUCCAGGUAUCUGGCAGUAAGAUCUGGCAGAUGGAGCGCUCCUGCAUGUGCUGCCAGGAGUCUGGGGAACGUGAGGCCGCCGUUUCGCUCUUCUGUCCCAAGGUAAAGCCUGGUGAGCGGAAGUUCAAGAAGGUGCUGACCAAGGCACCGCUGGAGUGCAUGUGCCGACCCUGCACCUCCAUCGAGGAGUCCGGGAUUAUUCCACAGGAAAUUGCCGGCUACUCGGACGAGGGUCCCCUCAACAAUCAUUUCCGGCGCAUUGCUCUGCAAUAG